CUCCCUUCUCAGUAAGCUACCUACUAAACUUUGUCUCCAGCCAAAUUGUAUUUCACAGUUUGCAUAGAUAUUCCAAAGUUUUGUUUUUGCCUUGAUACAUCAGGUAUCAUUUCUAACGAUGUCUAACGGAUACAGAAUCCCUUUUGAGGAAAUGCUGAAGUGCAGCGCAUGCCAGGGCAGGAUCAAGGAUACCAGGAGUCUACCCUGUGGGCAUACCUUCUGCAGUGAUUGUCUCGCUAGGUCCGCUAACGCUACUUACCCUCGAGGAAGCAUCCAAUGUGCAGAAUGCAAGAAGACAUCUCAGCUACCCUUCGGAGGAGCAGAAGGUCUCCCGCGCUGCUUUGCCAUCAACAGCCUCUUGGAUGAUAUCAACGAGACCUUUGGCGGAGGCGACAGCGCCACCAUUGGCAGACAUGGUUUCCAAGUUAAGGAAACGUUCUCCUGCGCAUUCUGCUUAAAUCUGAUGAGAGACGCCCGCUAUCUACCUUGCGGACACUCCUUUUGUGCAGAAUGCCUGAAGAUGCAGCCACGAACAACACCACGUAUCAAGUGCUCCAAGUGCCAGAAGGACCACAACCUACCAGCCCGAGGAAUCGACGGUCUCCCUGUCGCUUACCGCAUCAACAGCAUCGUGGUUGAGAUCAGGUCUAAUGACAAUGAACCAAAUAAUGAAUCCAAGGCGAGUUCUUCCAAGAACAGACGACAUCAACCUCCCCAUCCUCAUCGAUCACCAGACACGAACUCUCGACCAUUGACGGAGGACGUUGGCGAGGCCAAGAAGAAGGCCCAGACCCAGGUCUUAGUCGGACGAACCAACGGGAAGACCCUCGUCAUUGACACCAGCAACAACACCACCAUAGGCGAUCUCCAGCGAGAGAUCAAGACGAGAACCAGCAUUGACCAGUCCCAGCAGAGGCUGACCUUCAGCGGUCGGAAUUUGGACACCAAAACAAAAACAAGAACAUUGUCGUCCAUAGGUAUUGGAAAUCUAUGUACUAUUAAUAUGACUGAAAGGCUCUGUGGAGGUAGCCGAUAGAUAGAUAUCCUUUUC
Strongylocentrotus purpuratus (purple sea urchin) is the source of this 1051-nucleotide messenger RNA. RefSeq lists its product as uncharacterized. Bases 119 to 1036 code for a protein of 305 amino acids. The transcript has 2 exons. Gene Ontology annotation, biological process: positive regulation of DNA-templated transcription. The record is from RefSeq and is a predicted model, not a curated record. Gene Ontology annotation, cellular component: nucleoplasm; chromatin. Gene Ontology annotation, molecular function: metal ion binding; ubiquitin-protein transferase activity; protein binding. NCBI's taxonomy places the organism in Eukaryota, Metazoa, Echinodermata, Echinoidea, Camarodonta, Strongylocentrotidae.